GAGAACCCGUACCCCUUCCAGUGCUCCAUCGAGGACCCCACCAAGCAGACCAAGUUCAAGGGCAUGAAGAGCUACAUUGCCUACAAGCUGGUGCCCAGCCACACCGGGCAGCAGGUGCACCGCCGCUACAAGCACUUCGACUGGCUCUAUGGGCGGCUGGCCGAGAAGUUCCCCGUAAUCUCCGUGCCCCACUUGCCGGAGAAGCAGGCCACCGGCCGCUUCGAGGAGGACUUCAUCUCCAAACGUCGCAAAGGCCUGGCCUGGUGGAUGGACCACAUGUGCAGUCAUCCCGUGCUGGCUCAGUGCGAUGCCUUCCAGCACUUCCUCACCUGUCCCAGCACGGAUGAGAAGGCCUGGAAGCAGGGCAAGCGCAAGGCUGAGAAGGAUGAGAUGGUGGGUGCCAACUUUUUCCUGACCAUCAGUGUCCCCACGGGCCCCGGGGCUAGCCUGGACUUGCAGGAGGUGGAAAGCCAGGUGGAUGGCUUCAAAGCCUUCACGAAGAAGAUGGAUGAAAGCGCCCUGCAGCUUAAUCACACAGCUAACGAGUUUGCCCGCAAACAAGUCACUGGUUUCAAGAAGGAAUACCAGAAGGUGGGGCAUUCCUUUAAGUGCCUCAGCCAGGCAUUUGAGCUGGACCAGCAGGCCUUUUCCGUUGGCCUCAACCAAGCCAUAGCCUUCACUGCAGAAGCCUACGAUGCCAUUGGGGACCUCUUUGCAGAUCAGCCCCGUCAGGACCUAGAUCCCGUGAUGGAUUUGUUAGCGCUGUAUCAGGGGCAUUUGGCCAACUUUCCAGACAUCAUCCACGUCCAGAAAGGUAACUCUGAUGCGUUUUCAGAAAUGAUGUAG
Eurypyga helias (sunbittern) is the source of this 846-nucleotide messenger RNA. It is a transcript of the gene SNX18, whose product is annotated as sorting nexin 18. The annotation marks the transcript as partial. The record is from RefSeq and is a predicted model, not a curated record. Gene Ontology annotation, biological process: plasma membrane tubulation; endosomal transport; endocytosis. Gene Ontology annotation, molecular function: phosphatidylinositol binding. Gene Ontology annotation, cellular component: plasma membrane; cytoplasmic vesicle. The transcript has a single exon. NCBI's taxonomy places the organism in Eukaryota, Metazoa, Chordata, Aves, Eurypygiformes, Eurypygidae.